This is a messenger RNA of Eriocheir sinensis (Chinese mitten crab), 2735 nucleotides long. RefSeq names its product type-1 angiotensin II receptor-associated protein-like. Bases 148 to 696 code for a protein of 182 amino acids. The record is from RefSeq and is a predicted model, not a curated record. Gene Ontology annotation, cellular component: plasma membrane. Gene Ontology annotation, biological process: angiotensin-activated signaling pathway. Lineage: Eukaryota; Metazoa; Arthropoda; Malacostraca; Decapoda; Varunidae. The transcript is spliced from 6 exons.
AUCUUCCCUCCCCUUCUUCCUCUCUCCCUCCUGCCCUUUUUCCUCUCCCAGAAAGAGGAUAAGGAGCAAGUCACGGGAUCGGGUGACUAAGCGACCCAAACAAAGGGAUCAAUACGCAAUACAGGCCACAAGAGGAAGAAGAGGAAGAUGGAGGUCAACAUGCCACCCGCGGCUGUCACGCUCAAGGGGAUAUUCUUGGCCCACCUCAUUCUCACCGUCUGGAGUUACUACAGCGCCUGCCUCAACACGGGCAGCACGCUCUACAAUGGUGCGUUCCUGUUCCUGGUGCUGUGGAGUAUCCUGCACCGCGACAGUGAAGACGCGCCCCUCAUGGCUCUGCUGCUGAACCUGAUGGCGAUAUUCCUGGAUGUCAUGGCGCUUGUGCUGGGCUGGCCGCGGAUCUCCUCCAGUCUGGUGCGCUUCGGCCUGGCUAUGGCGGUGCUCAACCUCAUCCUGCGCCCCAUCACCAGCCUCAUGUUGCAACGCGUCCUUCACGAACGCUCCGGCUCCUACGGCUCCUACGGUCCCUCAGGCCUCGACAGGAUCUUCGGGGGGACCCGACGCAGCCCAUACGAGGACAUAGACCAGCCCACGCAGACCAACCAGGGUGGCGUUGGUGGUGUGGGUGGUGGCGGCUUGGACCAGGAGCAGCACCGGGCAGCCUCCCCCCCCAGCGAGAGCCUCUUCACCACCUAGACGCCGAGGCAAGGAACGCACACUAAGGGGUCGGAGUUUAAGGUUAAAUUCCACUUGUAUCAGCUGAGUCUUCUUCUUCUACACCUCGUUUAGCAUCCCUAUUUUCCCUUAUGGGGCUGGACGAGUUAUGAGACCCAGCUGUGUCACUAGAGUCUUAUAAAUGUAUUGAUAUAUAUGUGAUACCCAGCAAGGAAUACACACACUGAUUGGAGUUUGAGGCUUUACCCCACACAUCAGCUGAGGCAUUAGUCAUAUGAAUGUAUUGAUAUAUAUGCUUAACCCAGCUUCCCGAGGGUGUUUGAGGAAGGGCAGAACUACGGUAGAGUCCUGAAUAGUGGAAUGGGUUAAAAACAGUGUGGAUUUGAAGUUGUUUGAUCCAGUGGAAGGUGUUUGUUUUUUUGUUAAGGAGACAGCACAAGGAUGACAAAAAGAGAUAUAGAGAUGAUACAUAUUGAAAGAAAGAUAUGGAAAAGAAGGGUGGAGUUUGAGGCUUGAUUCCACACAUCAGCUGAGUCAUUAGUCUUAUGAAUGUAUUGAUAUAUAUGCUUAACCCAGCUUCCCGAGGGUGUUUGAGGAAGGGCAGAACUUCGGUAGAGCCCUGAAUAGUGGAAUGGGUUAAAAACAGUGUGGUUCUGGAGUUGUGUGAGAUCCAGUAGCAAGGUAUAUGUCUUUUGUUAAGGACACAGCACAAGGAUAAUAAAAGGAGAUAUAGAAAUGACACAUAUUGAAAGAAAGAUAUGGAAAAAAAGGGUGUGAUUCAUGAGUAGUGUUGAGAUCCAGUAGCAAGAUGUUUGGUUUUUGUUAAGGAGACAGCACAAGGAUGAUAAAAAGAGAUACAGAAAUGAUACAUAUUGAAAGAAAGAUAUAGAAAGAUAUGAAAAAAGAAGGAUCAGACAGUGUGGUUCAUGGUUAGUGUACGGCUCUGAUCAAAUGGGUGACUAGUAUGAUUUAAUAACCCAGGGAGAAUGCCAGCUGGGUUUGGGUAUAUGGGAAAACAGCUCUGAUCAAAUGGGUGACUUGUAUAAUUUAAACUUGUAACCCGGGACUUGUGUUUAGAGAAUGUUCAGCUUGGUUCGGGCUUGUGUUUAGAGAAUGUUCAGCUUGGUUCGGGCUUGUGUUUAGAGAAUGUUCAGCUUGGUUCGGGCUUGUGUUUAGAGAAUGUUCAGCUUGGUUCGGGCUUGUGUUUAGAGAAUGUUCAGCUUGGUUCGGGCUUGUGUUUAGACAAUGUUCAGCUUGGUUCGGGCUUGUGUUUAGAGAAUGUUCAGCUUGGUUUGGGCUUGAGUUUAGAGAAUGUUCAGCUUGGUUCAGGCUUGUGUUUAGACAAUGUUCAGCUUGGUUUGGGCUUGAGUUUAGACAAUGUUCGCCUUGGUUGGGGCUUGAGUUUAGACAGUGUUCAGCUUGGUUUGGGCUUGAGUUUAGAGAAUGUUCGCCUUGGUUGGGGCUUGAGUUUAGACAAUGUUCAGCUUGGUUCGGUCAUACAAGUGUCUACGGGGGAGCCUAUUCUGAUUAAAACUAGAGUAAGAUAAUGUGUAAUUCACUUUUUCCAGGCUUAGCUUUAAAAUACAACAACUUUCUUUCUUUUUUUGUAGCUCAGUUUAUGUGUGUGUUUUUUGCGGAAGAAAGAAAGAGAGAGAGAGAGUGAGUGAUGUCCUGCACGACCCAAGGUUUAUUUUUCAUAUUUUUGUACCGUUAUCAUCUCAAGUGUAGAGUGUGUGUGUGUGUGUGUGUGUGUGUGUGUGUGUGUGCAGAGAAAGGUAAUGUAAAGAGGGAAGGAGGAAAGAGAGAGAGAGAAUGAUUAAGAAAAAUGUAUGGAGGAGGGAGGGAAAGGAGAGAGAGAGAGAGAUAACAUGAGAAGGAGGAAAGAGAGAGAAGGAUAAUGAUGAAUGAAUGUGUAAGGAGGAGGAGGGAGAGAGAGAGAGAGAGAGAGAGAGAGAGAGAGAGAGAGAGAGAGAGAGAGAGAGAGAGAUAACAUGAAAAGGAGAGGAGAUAAAGAAAAAAAAAUGGAGUGUGUGUGUGUGUGUGUGUGUGUGUGUGUGUGU